This is a messenger RNA of Oncorhynchus nerka (sockeye salmon), 4495 nucleotides long. RefSeq names its product E3 ubiquitin-protein ligase MARCHF8-like. NCBI's taxonomy places the organism in Eukaryota, Metazoa, Chordata, Actinopteri, Salmoniformes, Salmonidae. Gene Ontology annotation, cellular component: lysosome; early endosome membrane; late endosome membrane. Gene Ontology annotation, molecular function: zinc ion binding; ubiquitin protein ligase activity; MHC protein binding. Bases 430 to 2292 code for a protein of 620 amino acids. The record is from RefSeq and is a predicted model, not a curated record. Gene Ontology annotation, biological process: antigen processing and presentation of peptide antigen via MHC class II; protein polyubiquitination; immune response. The transcript has 9 exons.
AGUCAGUGAAGCAUACUUAUGCGGAUGGGUGCUAUGAAAUAUACUAAACAUCACCACCAUUGAGCCUGGGAGAAAGCGCCGGUGGGUGAUCUUUUUCUCUGCACCGUGUGUGCAUUUUGAACGGGGGAAGUGAGCGUUUCAUCGCCGCGGAGAACUUCGGAAAAUGUAAAUGUCUGGCUACAUUGUAACUGCUGCGCCUUAUAUAAAAAAUUAUCACAGAGACGACGCAUGUCUUGAUGGAAUAGCUAUACGGAUUGUGUGAAUAUCUGCACUCCACGAUCACUGUAGCCUACAUAAAUACAUAACUGACAGUAUUUCUACAGCAUAAAAAUAAGAGCAGUGUAGCCUGGGAGUAGCGAUUCAGCCCGUCAUGCCAGCGAGACAGGAAGUGUGUGUGUGAGCCCGACCAGUCCGGUGGGCUGCGCGGGGAUGAACAUGCCACUGCACCAGAUCUCUGUCAUCCCCCGUGAUGUCACUUCCUCCCGGGUCAGCGGCAGCGGAAAGUCCAAGGACAAACAGAAUGAGAAGCACCUGGGUCAUUCUGCCAGCAGGUCCAGCAACAUUUCCAAGGCGGGGAGUCCCACCUCCGUCAACGCCCCCUGCAGCUUUUCACGGUCAUCGGUCACCCCCUCCAACCAGGACAUCUGCAGCCUUGCCGCCACAUCUCCAGACCAGGGCUACCAGAAGCCUUUGCAGACCACUGUGGUUCUGAUGAACUCCAACAGCAAAACCUCUCAGGGGUCAGGAGGGGGCAUCUCUGUGACAACACUCUGCCUGGACACCCCCCCAGCCUUCAAGCCCUCCAAAGGCCGGGGCGGGCUCUCCUUCGGGACGGAAUGGCUUUCAUUGCUCCGCCCCUCCACCGGCAACGGGACACUGAAGUUCUCUCACUCUCUGAGCAAUGUGGGCCAGCGCAUGGACAGCCUCUGUAACGGACUGCACUUCGUAGACCAGACCUGUUCUGAAGGAGAGCUGGAUGUAAAACCUAAACAACCCAACACAGACCAGAAGUCCAAGAUGUUCAACGGCAAAGCAGCCACACUCACACACCAGGCCUCGAACCAUCCUCCCUUCCCCACGCACACACUCACCCGCACACACCCUCACCUCGUUCCCUCAUUCACCAACAACUACAAGUACCUCACCCACGAACACUGCUUCCAACCUCACUCUUCCGGCGUCCAUCCUCCUCCUCCUCUUCCACCACCUCCUAACUCCCACCUUCACCCGCCCAGCUCCAAACUCCUCCGCCUCUUCCUCCCCUUCUCUCGCUCCUCUACCUCUGCCAGUCUACAGUGUUCUGAGUUGGGUAGCUAUGCCUCCCGCCUCCACAUCACCAAAUCCUCCAGCACGCUAAUGGGGGGCAAUGAGCCUCCCCUGGGGGGAACAGAUGGCCUCCUGGGGGAUGACGAUGUGUUUGAGAUCCCCCAGGGAGAGACCGGAACUUGGACAGGGGCUGGAGCCCCAGGAAGUGGUGCCAGAAGCGGGGAUUCGGGUCUGCUUGGGGCAGCCCCCCUUUGCUACAUGGACAAAGACAGCGAUCUGGACCGUUUUUCAAUUCUAGAGCGGUGUUCGUCACCUGCCCAUUCUGACAAAAUGGGGCCUCUCACGCCAGGCCCGCUCUCGCCCUAUUCGCUGUCCGGAGACUGCUGCAGGAUCUGUCACUGCGAAGGAGACGAUGACAGCCCACUGAUAACACCGUGCAACUGUACAGGCAGCUUACGCUUCGUCCACCAGGCGUGCCUGCAGCAGUGGAUCAAGUCCUCAGACACACGCUGCUGUGAACUCUGCAAGUACCAGUUCAUCAUGGAGACCAAGCUCAAACCCCUUCGCAAGUGGGAGAAGCUCCAGAUGACGUCUAGUGAGAGGAGGAAGAUCAUGUGUUCUGUGACGUUCCAUGUCAUCGCCAUAACUUGCGUGGUGUGGUCCCUCUACGUGCUCAUUGACCGCACUGCAGACGAGAUCAGAACAGCCGGAAGAAUCCCAGGUAUCCUGGAGUGGCCAUUCUGGACCAAGCUGGUGGUGGUAGCCAUCGGCUUCACGGGUGGCCUGGUCUUCAUGUACGUCCAGUGUAAAGUCUACAUCCAGCUGUGGAGGAGACUCAAGGCCUACAACCGGGUGAUCUACGUCCAGAACCGCCCAGAGAUGUGUAAAAAGCAAGUGGUCGAGAAGCUGCCCCUCAUGGAGCCCAGUUUGGAGCACAAGGAGGCUCUGGCCCUCACCCAGUCUGACACAAACUCCUCCCAGUACACAGAGACAGAGGACUACAGUAUGGAAGUGCUACAUGUCUGACCAACAUAUUACUGAAGCCCCCAGACCAUUUUACAUAUACUAAUACACAGGCACACUCUGGCUGACCAACAUAUACACACACAAACACGAGCAAACCAAGUAAAAAACACAAAACACACAGACAUGCAUAAGACCAUAGUAUGGGGGUUGUACUAAGGUGUGAGUGACCCACCUUCACCCUUCCCCCAUCUCCACACAGUCUGAAACAGUAUGGACCAGUACCCGCUCCCAGGACUAGACCUUCACUGGGCCAAUAGACCCCUCAUAUAUACACACACACACACACACACACACACACACACACACACACACACACACACACACCUGAGACAGAUGAUCUCACUCGGCUCCAGAGGUUUCUGUUGAGCUGUUUGUUUGUUGCUUUGUGUGUUUGUUAGCUUGUUUGUUUGAUUUAUUUGUUUUACUUCCUGUGAAUCAUGGGUUAAACCAUCAUGGAUCAGUGUGUAGCGCCGCCGUUUCUCUGGAAUAUUUUAGAACAUUCUGGAACAUUGAACAUUCUAACUACUGCCACCGUACUGCUGUCGUCCGAGAGCCCGCUAAGGCCCGCUCCCCCACCUCUCUGAGUUUGGGACUGGAUUGGACCGGAUCUGACCAUGCAUUGAAGCACUUUUUGGUUUAUACCAAUACCCCUCUCAACCCUCUUCUCUUUUAAUAUGAAUAAAGUACUUUAUAGUAUAUCCCAGCAAACAGGGGACGUCCUAAGCAACAUUGCCAUUAGGCCCCUUUUAGGGUUUUGGCUAAAUGUUAUUCCACUGCCGUUCUGAGAACAUUCUAGAAAUAUUCAAACAUGACAUUAACAUCAGGACGAUAAGGGGACGUUCAGUACUGAUCCCAGUUUGGUUGUAGUAUAACUUUAUAAUAAGGUAAUUUGAUGUCCAAUAGGGAACAUUACAAAUAGGUUCCGAUAACCGGGAAGUAGACAAAAAACACAAGACCAUGACACAAUGUCCUGACGUUCUGGGGACGUCCUAUGGACACUUUUGUUUGCAGGGAUAAGUGUGGGAAAUUGUACAGCAACAAAUAGGAAGAUUUGUGUAAAAAAUCCCUUGUUUUAUAUUUGACAUUUCUGUCCCACACACAGACCUGCCCUCCCUUGGAUGGAAAUCGUGGAAAGCAAUGAAUGAUGGGGGGGAAUGGAAUUCUGCCGAAAUGAUCAUUGCACUUUUCACUUAACACUGAAAGUAAUGCUAAAUAUGGCCUACUGGUUACUCAAGCCCUGUGGUUUUUAAUACAACCAAAACAUAACUUUGGGAUAACAUCAGAUACAGCCAUCCACCUGACUUUACCUCCCUCUGACAUAAGAACUCUCUUAAGGCUCUGAGAAUGUAAUGUUUUUAAAAGCAUUUUCUACCAACCAUUCAUUCACGGGAAAUCGCUAAAUAGUCUCCUCCCAUGUCAGUCAUCAUCAUAACAUGAACCUUUGGAAAACCAACCAAUCGGUCAUGUUUUUUCUAUUGUGUGAAUGAUACAGUACUUGUGGUAUUCCAUGUGCAGUUUGUAAUAAUAGUAAUCAUGGGUUCUAUAUGAUGCCUUGAGGAAGCUACAGCCUGCUAUAUUUCGACUGUUCACUUCUCAACCUCCUAUUGACUUCUCUGAUCACACUAAUAAUGAUCACGCAGAUGGGAUUAUUCAAAUCCAAAUUUACAUAAGAUUAUGUGAAUUUGAUCAGAGGUAGUAAGAGAUUGGAUACACGGCCUAUUAUCAUUAUUAUGAGAGGCCCUAUGAGACAAUACUGAGCCUAUUUUUACUAUGGUGAUGAUCGUGGGUGGGUUAUACUGUAGCAUGUCUUUUUGGUUUAGUUUUAUACAUACAGUCAGUCAGUGAGACUCAGGUGAGCAACGGACAAUCACCUGAUACAGAGACCCGCGACAUAACAUACAUUUUUCAGUCGAGCUAAAGUCUCUGUUGCACAGUCAGACAGCCUCCAGUUUCCAACCACGAUAACUCAGAUGUAUUAUGUUACAACGCUCAGUCCAUAACCCACCUGCUGUUUCGCUAAUUAUUAUUCAAUGUAACUUAAUGUAUCGUUCUUUCUGACAUCUGGCAUUAUGAGGGUUUGAUUAGAUGCAUUUGUAAAUUGAUCAGUUUCAGUCCAGAUAAUGUUUCUAAAGUAACAUCUGAAGGCUUCUCUCCAGUAAAGCAGAGUUGCCAUAUGUUGACAAUAAAGACACUGUUUCCCUGA